Messenger RNA from Prosopis cineraria, 745 nucleotides. Its product is annotated as 2-dehydro-3-deoxyphosphooctonate aldolase-like. Gene Ontology annotation, cellular component: cytosol; cytoplasm. Lineage: Eukaryota; Viridiplantae; Streptophyta; Magnoliopsida; Fabales; Fabaceae. The record is from RefSeq and is a predicted model, not a curated record. Gene Ontology annotation, biological process: monosaccharide biosynthetic process. The annotation marks the transcript as partial. Gene Ontology annotation, molecular function: 3-deoxy-8-phosphooctulonate synthase activity. The transcript is spliced from 9 exons.
AUGGAAAAGGAAAAAAAAAAGAAUUUCGUGAAAUUCCACUUUGAUUGAUGGAGUUGUAUUAAAAAUAACUUUUAGGGGCGAAGAUCACCGCUUUCGCUGAUCUUGGAAGAUUUCCUUCACUCUCGCUACCUUUCUUAGUAUUCCUUUUUUGUUUCUUUCGACCGCGAAAAUGGAUCCAUCUACAGUUCUGUUUAACCAGCUCAAGGGUGCAAACCCAUUCUUUCUGCUAGCGGGUCCCAAUGUGAUUGAAUCUGAGGAGCACAUUCUACGAAUGGCUAAGCAUAUUAAGAAUAUCACAUCGAAAGUUGGAGUACCAUUGGUUUUCAAGUCAAGCUUUGAUAAAGCCAAUCGGACAUCAUCAAAAUCAUUUCGUGGCCCAGGCAUGGCUGAAGGAUUGAAGAUACUUGAGAAGGUCAAAAUAGCCUAUGACAUUCCUAUUGUGACAGAUGUGCAUGAGACUAUCCAGUGUGAACCAGUUGGCAGGGUUGCAGAUGUUAUUCAGAUUCCAGCAUUCCUAUGUCGUCAAACAGAUCUUUUAGUGGCAGCAGCCAAAACUGGAAAAAUUGUCAACAUCAAGAAAGGCCAGUUCUGUGCUCCUUCUGUCAUGACAAAUUCAGCUGAAAAAAUUAGAUUGGCUGGAAAUCCAAAUGUAAUGGUUUGUGAGAGAGGAACUAUGUUUGGUUACAAUGAUUUGAUUGUCGACCCAAGAAACCUGGAGUGGAUGCGAGAAGCUAAUUGUCCUGUG